AUGUGACCCCUAAACCAUCACUUUGUUCCUUGUUUUCGACACAAGACCCCUCGCGGGCUGUCGGUGGCAGGAGUGCUUGUGUGUGGAACUGCCUGUGGCUGAGUUCGGAACCUGCUGAGCUGGACAUGCCCUGCAAACUGGAGAGAUCAUUCUAAGAGGUGCUGCUAUAGAAGAUGAGGCUGAACGAGAGCCGGACCAGACCCUUCCAGGCUCCUGUUUCCAUCCACAGCUACCCGGGAGGGCAAGUGUACGUGUUCCCAAAUGGCCGCUCUGACUCAGAAGAGUCGUCAGACGAGGAGCUCAACGUCAUGGAGCUGCGGCCGAGGGGCAGGGAGCGGCAGUGCAGCAAUGCACGGGGCAGAGCUGGGGAUGUGGUGCUUCUGGAGAGAGACAUCACUGAGGACGACAGUCUGAACAAGCUUGCCCUGCAGUAUGGUUGCAAAGUUGCAGACAUCAAACGCGUCAACAACUUUAUCAGGGAGCAGGACCUGUACGCUUUGAAGUCCAUCAAGAUCCCUGUGAAGACCCACGGGCUGCUGACAGAGAGCAGCAAGGAGCUGAGGCCGCUCCCGGCUGCGCGCUCCCAGAGCGGCGCGGUGCUGGUGGACGUGCCGGAGCCUGGCGCUGGCGGCAGCGGCUGUGCUGAGAGCGGGCAGCUCGUGGAUUAUUUCAAAGGCAUCGACAAGAGCAUCCAGGACGCCGUGCAGGCGGAGGCGCAGCUGAGUGCUGAGCUCUGCGUGGAGCCGCCGGAGAGGCCGCUGGCCGAGCCGGGGAAGCGGGAGAGCAGUAAUGGUGCGGACUGUGGAAUCCAGUGGUGGAAUGCAGUUUUUAUUAUGCUCUUGGUAGGAAUUGUCUUGCCGGUAUUUUAUAUCAUCUAUUUUAAAACGCAAGAGAAUGGCCCGGCGCCCCACACCUCCAACACAACAGCAACCUCAAAUAUUUCGACAGAUGGAUUGGAAGGGAAAUUACUACAAAGCUCAGUUGUAGAAAAAAAUGCUGGGGGGGAGACACAGCCAAAUACAGCCUCACCUCCCAGCACGGGCGCCCAUAAGACAGUGACUCUGACUCGAGUGCAAUCAGGGGGAUAACACUACAGAUAUUAUUUUUUUUUAAAGUAGUCAAUGUAGUUCUGAGCUUGACUGAACUGGAGAUGCGAUUUUAUGGAAGAAUAAGGAUGCUCUGUUGCUUGUGAAGACCAGCAGGCAACUGGCUUAACAUUUGUGAACUCUGAUGAGGGAAAGUAUUUUGAAGCAGUUUGCUCUUCUUGCUUGCUUCAGGUAUUUCUUAAGAGUGGUUUUGUCUAAGAAGCUGAACCCUUUACUUCUGUGACAGAGUGCAGUAUUGGUGUGAUUGGAAAGCUGGGGGCUGUUUGUUUUUGUUUUUUUUUUUUAAGAAAAUACGUUUUGCUUGGAGUAGAGGUGAGGACUCAUCUUUUUCAAUGAACUGUCAUUUUUCUGUCUUGCAGAGCGUGGCAGCCUUGGCAGGCCUAACCCAAAAAGCAGUGGCUUUUAAUUGGUUGGCUGGGGUGUGGCACAGCACAGGGACACCUGUAGCACCUCACCACUACAUCUUGCACGCGAUGGUUAAGCAGUGGAUGGUUUGAAUCCUGCAGUGGGGUGGGUGAGGCCAGAGCUUUUGUCCUGGUGGAAGUCCUUCAGAGGCUUCCUGCCAAUGUCCGUGCAGGCAGAGCUCAUUGAGAGCCCUUGUUCUGUCAGGGUUUUGUCAGUGCUGCAGCGGGCUGGCAGCAGACGUCCACAAUAUUGUCAGGAGAUGGCGAGAACAGAGUAAGGCUUGUGGGAUGCUGUGCUCUUCUCAAGGGUUUAUUUGGUGUGGGGAAGUCUAGCUGUUACCUGCUUUUGGUUUAAAUCCACAGUGGUGCAUCUCAGAUGUCACAUCGCAGUCGAGGACUUGAGUUUCCUUGUUUGUACUCUUCAAAUGAGAGUGCUGCUGAGUUCACCUACAAACACCCACAAAGAAGCCCAACGUUGUGUCAGGUAGUCACAGAAAGGUGAAUCAGAUGCUUUAUAGAUGGGGACUGGGAAGCUGCUGUAUGCUGAACAGUCCUGUCCACUCUGAGUAAAUAGGGGGGGUGAAUGGAGGUUUGCGUGGCUGAGCUGUAUUGUAAGCCUGAUACGUGUGCUGUGUCAGUGAACACUACAUGCUGGAAGUGAGGAGCAGUGAGGCUUUGGGAGAGAGUUUUGCUGCAGAGAAUUGUCCUCAGAACUUUUUAUUCAACAAAUUCAGGGACUGCAGACAGAGGUAAGCUCUCCUAGAGCUAAAUGCUGAGGUACUGCUGUGGCACAGUUGCAUGAAAUCCCCAGGGAGGGGAUCCAGGCUGUAACUCAGCAGCAGCCAGCUGGUUGUGUCAUGGGGAGCCUUGGGGCUGUUUGCACAGAGCUGAGCUCCUGCAGGGGAGGCAGAGCUGGUGAGCAGGCACACAGCGUGGCAGUUUGUCUUUGCCCCGCACUGCAGCCUUCCCACCAUUUACUGUGUUCCCAGCAAGCUCGAGAAGAUGCCUGCAGAAAAAAAGCACAGAGUCCAUUUGUGGCAAGCUGCGGAGUCAGACCUGAGCUGCUUGCCUGCUGCAGGCCUUGCAGCAGAGGGCACUGCUGCCUGGGAGCUGUGGAGGGUCUGUCACAGCAAGGGCAGCAUUUUUAGGGACCCUGGCUGCGUUGUUGGGCUCUGAUGCUGAACCUAAUGUCUGUGCAUGAACCAUGUGCAAGUUGGUUUGGGUUUGUUGGUUGUUUUUCGUGCUGUUUUUUUUUGUUUGUUUGUUUGUUUUCAAAGCCUUUCUUUUGCUGCCUAAAACUGAUCAGAAGUGAAGAAGCUGGGUGAGGGGAGCAGCCUUGUGGCACCUUCUGCACAGCACAAAAGGUGUGGGGGGAAAAGAGCGUUACGCGAAGCAGAGCCCUGUGGUUACACCUGUGGUGUUACACCUGCACCGUGGGGCUCCUGCAGCCUUAAAAAGGGCUUAGGAAAGCCUGGGCAAACCUAGGUUGUGAAUGAGGGACCUAGAGUGUCUUGUAAUGGGGAAAAGAAGGCUCGUAUUUUCUUCUGUGAAGGAAAGGUAUCCCUUGUGGUUGGGAAGAGGGGAAUCGCUACAUUUCUAAAUCAAGUGAAAUGAAAUAAAAGCACAAGGGGCACUUACCCACCCCAGA
Molecule: messenger RNA, 3158 nt
Organism: Centrocercus urophasianus (Greater sage-grouse)
Lineage: Eukaryota; Metazoa; Chordata; Aves; Galliformes; Phasianidae
Gene: LYSMD4
Product: LysM domain containing 4
Exons: 3
Coding region: 174-1088 (304 amino acids)
Source: RefSeq, a predicted model, not a curated record